Messenger RNA from Bombus impatiens (common eastern bumble bee), 841 nucleotides. RefSeq lists its product as uncharacterized. The record is from RefSeq and is a predicted model, not a curated record. Lineage: Eukaryota; Metazoa; Arthropoda; Insecta; Hymenoptera; Apidae. The transcript is spliced from 2 exons. The coding region runs from base 366 to 722 and encodes 118 amino acids.
AAGACCGGAUAGAGUAGAAAGAAAAUAUGCGAAAUGGAUAUUAGGCUUAGAUAUGACAACACCAAAUUAUAUAUUGAUAGAAGAAUGCAAGAUAAUAGAAAUAAAAAAAAAGCAUUAAAAAGAGCAGCAAGGUAUGAAGAGAAAGCCCUAGAAUCAAAAAAGGAAUUAGUAAAGGAGUGCAUAAAGGAAAGAGAGAGAAACUGGGGAAAUGGCCAUGAAGGGAAAAGAGCAAGAAAGAGAAAUAAGAGACUAGAAGAGAUGAGAAAGGGAGGGACGCAGAUAGAAGCAGGAGAGGAGCAAGAAAGGAUGACAGCAGACCAAAUUAUAGAAGAAAGAAGAAAGAGAGAAGCAGAAGAGAGGGGAAAAUGAUAAGGGAAUCCAAAUAUAAUAUACACUACAGAAAUAUAGCUAAAGAAAAAGUUACCAAAAUACUUAGAAGGGAGGAUGAAGUGGAAGGACAGAAGAAUACUGACAAGAUUCAGAUGUGGAAACGAAACCAAAGCAAGGGAAUACUGGAAAGAAGAGGGAGAAAAAAAUGCAGACUAUGUAGAAGGAAAGAAGAAGACCUGAGACAUGUAAUAGGAGAAUGUGAAAUAAUGGAAGGACCAAAGGACAUAGGAAAAAUGCUAAAUGAGGCUGGAGAAGGUUUAACAGAACUGAAAGCAAUAGUAGAGAAGAGUAGGGCAAACGACAGGAAGGAUUCAUUAGUUGUUAAUUUGUAGUUUCUAGUUUUAGUUUUUAGAGAUAGAAUAAUUAAGGGAGUGCAAUAGAAUAGAGUGGAAAAGAGAGGAGAUAGACAUAUAAGAAGAGAAAUAGACAUAAGAGAUGUAAAACCGAAAGU